This is a messenger RNA of Ostrinia furnacalis (Asian corn borer), 597 nucleotides long. Its product is annotated as keratin-associated protein 19-2-like. The transcript is spliced from 2 exons. The record is from RefSeq and is a predicted model, not a curated record. Lineage: Eukaryota; Metazoa; Arthropoda; Insecta; Lepidoptera; Crambidae. Bases 99 to 494 code for a protein of 131 amino acids.
CGGUUAGUCCGCACUAGCCAGCAGACAGCGUAUCCGAAAUAGGUAUAAAUAGUUCCAGUUUUGACCAUCGACCACAUUUCAAAACCGAAAUCGACACAAUGAACACUUUAACUUGCCUCUUCGUUUUAGUGAGCGCGAGUGUGGCACUUGGUGGAGCAAUCCCGGCCUCAGUCCUGGCGGAAUUGCAGCAGGCAGGAGAGCCAGCACUGUCAUCAACCCUCCAACAUCCCGCAGAACCCAUCCAAAAUCCCGCGGAGGAAUCACUUGAACCGGCGGAAACGGCGCACCACGGCUACCGUGGCGGCUAUGGCGGCGGCUACGGCGGCGGCUUCGGCGGCGGCUUCGGAGGAUUCCGAGGCGGCUAUGGCCAUGGCGGCGGUUUCGGCCACGGCGGCGGCUUCGGCCACGGCGGCUACGGGGGCGGCUACGGGGGCGGCUACGGCGGCGGCGGAUUUAUUGUGGGCGGAUUCCGUGGCUACGGAUACGGCCGCUAAAAGUGAUGUGCUAAACGUGACAUUUAGUAUUAUUAUCUGUGAUUAGUACGGACUUUAGUAUUAAGUUAAUGAAAUAAGAAAUAUAAACAGUUUUAACAAAAAA